UGCUGUGAUAAGUGAGUAUAUCUUGAAAGAUAAAAUUAUCGUCCUCAAAUAUAAGGAGGGUUGAUAUGGUAAUUCUUAUGUGCAGCCAGAUUGUGGAGAGAAUGGAGCAUUUUCAGUACAUAGUCGUUGGUGCAGGAAUCGAGGGAUCAUGGGCAGCAUACCAAAUAGUAAGGGACGAAGAAAAGCCGUCCGUUUUAUUGCUGGAGCAAUACCAUUUGCCACACAACCGUGGAAGCUCGCACGGACAAAGCAGAAUUAUAAGACACGCUUACGCCGAGAGCUUCCAGGCCGCUCUGAUGCCGUAUUCCUACAAAGAAUGGAGGAAGCUCGAGAAGGACGCUGGGGUAGAUCUCUUGGUGACAAAACCACUACUUUGCGUAUCUGACGAGACUGGUUAUGAAAGAAUGGACAGGACGCUCGCUUGCCUGAAGGAACUAAAGGAAAAGCCGGGAUAUGAUGUUGCCUUUAAAGAGCUCAGCCCGGCAGAGUUGGCUGCAAAUUUUCCGCAAGCAAAGUUUCCCAACAACCGAAGAGCAUUUGUUGAAUACAGUGCUGGAAUUUUGUACGCCGACAAGUGUCUCAUGGCGGUUCAAAACCAAUUUCGGAAGCACGGCGGCGUCAUCAGAGAUGGAUUUGAAGUUACUAGAAUUAUUCCUGGGAAAAUCGUCGUGAUCGAGGGUGUGUGCAAGGGCAGAACUGUCAAAUUGACGGCAGACAAGGUGGCCCUUUGUCCAGGACCCUGGGCUAAAAAGAUGGUCGAGCCACUUUUGAAGGGCAUUCGUUUGCCACUGAAGGUUUACAGGGUCCCUGUAUAUUAUUGGAAAGUGAAAAAGAACGGCCCAGGCGUCAUCACGGCGAUUUACAAAGAUCUUGGCGCUGGAGACUUUUGGAGUAUACCAGAAAUCGAGUACAAAGAUUUGGUCAAGUAUAGCAGCAACUUGAUUCUCUAUGAAAUCGACCCAGACAAAAGGGAUUUAAACGCUGAGCAGACCCAGCCGCCUCAGUUGGCUCGGCACCUAAGAGACCACUUUCCAGGAAUGGAAGAAACGCCUUCCAUUUUAGAAACGUGCAUAUAUACCUCAACCCCUGAUGAGGUGUUCAUCCUUGAUAUCAUUCCUGACAGUGCAAACAUCGCUUACGCGUGUGGAUUCUCUGGGAGUGGAUUUAAAAAAGCCCCGAGCGUUGGAUUAAUGUUGAAGGAAAUAUUAAAACCCCAAACAAAGAUGAGCUUUGAUGAGACACCAUUUUCUGUGUCGCGAUUCAUGAAAAGCCAACUUUAAAGACUUCAAUGGUAUCGCGGCACAUGAUUUCUUAUUUGUCUGGAAUGGAGCUAUAUUUUUAGCUCUACGACCAUAAUUGAUUAAAGGAGGAUUACAAAGA
Molecule: messenger RNA, 1380 nt
Organism: Cloeon dipterum
Lineage: Eukaryota; Metazoa; Arthropoda; Insecta; Ephemeroptera; Baetidae
Product: peroxisomal sarcosine oxidase-like
Exons: 7
Coding region: 66-1280 (404 amino acids)
Cellular component (GO): peroxisome
Molecular function (GO): L-pipecolate oxidase activity; sarcosine oxidase activity; flavin adenine dinucleotide binding
Source: RefSeq, a predicted model, not a curated record